Molecule: messenger RNA, 993 nt
Organism: Chrysochloris asiatica (Cape golden mole)
Lineage: Eukaryota; Metazoa; Chordata; Mammalia; Afrosoricida; Chrysochloridae
Gene: SLC35A3
Product: solute carrier family 35 (UDP-N-acetylglucosamine (UDP-GlcNAc) transporter), member A3
Exons: 7
Coding region: 13-993 (326 amino acids)
Biological process (GO): pyrimidine nucleotide-sugar transmembrane transport
Cellular component (GO): Golgi membrane
Molecular function (GO): UDP-galactose transmembrane transporter activity
Source: RefSeq, a predicted model, not a curated record
GAAGAUAGAGCAAUGUCUGCCAACUUGAAAUACCUAUCCUUGGGAAUUUUGGUCUUUCAGACUACCAGCUUGGUUCUAACAAUGCGUUAUUCUAGGACUUUAAAAGAAGAGGGACCUCGUUAUCUGUCUUCUACUGCAGUGGUUGUGGCUGAGCUUUUGAAGAUAAUGGCCUGUAUUUUACUAGUCUACAAAGACAGCAAAUGUAGUCUAAGAACACUGAAUCGAGUGCUACAUGAUGAAAUUCUUAAUAAACCUAUGGAAACACUUAAACUUGCUAUUCCAUCAGGAAUAUAUACUCUUCAGAAUAAUUUGCUUUACGUGGCACUGUCAAAUCUAGAUGCAGCUACUUACCAGGUCACAUACCAGCUGAAAAUUCUAACAACGGCAUUAUUUUCUGUAUCUAUGCUUAGUAAAAAAUUAAGCGUGUUCCAGUGGCUAUCUCUAGUUAUAUUGAUGACAGGAGUAGCUUUUGUACAGUGGCCCUCAGAUUCUCAAGAAUUUGAUUCUAAGGAGCUUUCAGCUAGCUCUCAAUUUGUAGGCCUCAUGGCUGUUCUCAUAGCUUGUUUUUCAAGUGGAUUUGCUGGAGUUUACUUUGAGAAAAUCUUAAAAGAAACAAAACAAUCAGUAUGGAUAAGAAACAUUCAGCUUGGUUUCUUUGGGAGUAUAUUUGGAUUAAUGGGUGUGUACAUUUAUGAUGGUGAAUUAGUAUCAAAGAAUGGAUUUUUUCAGGGGUAUAACCGACUGACCUGGAUAGUUGUUGCACUUCAGGCACUUGGAGGUCUUGUAAUAGCUGCUGUUAUUAAGUAUGCAGAUAAUAUUUUAAAAGGAUUUGCAACCUCUUUGUCCAUAAUAUUAUCAACGCUGAUAUCCUACUUUUGGUUACAAGAUUUUGUGCCAUCCAGUAUCUUUUUCCUUGGAGCCAUCCUUGUAAUAACAGCUACUUUCCUGUAUGGAUAUGACCCCAAGCCUGCAGGAAAUCCUACUAAAGCAUAG